CCCAAACGCUCGCUCAAUUCUCUUCAUCCACAUCACAUAGUGUAGAACAUUGGCAUUGGCGUACUAUGGCGCCUGCCAAGGUGCCGCCCGGUCAUUUCCCCAUCCUGUACUUUGCGGCGGCGGCCAGCUUCACGGGCAAGUCGACGGAGCAUCUUGCAGCGCCUCUCCCGUUGGGACGGCUCUUCGCCACACUGGACGAGAAGUACCCCGGCAUCCGUCAGAAGGUGCUGGACAGCUGCGCAGUGACGGUGAACUUGGCGUACGUUGACAUGGAGGGAGAAGAGGCGGCCGACCAGAAGCUGGUGAUUCAGGAGGGCGACGAGGUUGCCAUCAUCCCGCCCGUGAGUUCGGGGUAGGGCGAUUUCUUUGGAAAUGGAAGGAGGAGGUUCUUUGCUGUGGUUUUGCCAUGUCU
Westerdykella ornata is the source of this 412-nucleotide messenger RNA. RefSeq names its product Molybdopterin synthase sulfur carrier subunit. Gene Ontology annotation, cellular component: cytosol. Lineage: Eukaryota; Fungi; Ascomycota; Dothideomycetes; Pleosporales; Sporormiaceae. The coding region runs from base 66 to 356 and encodes 96 amino acids. The record is from RefSeq and is a predicted model, not a curated record. Gene Ontology annotation, biological process: Mo-molybdopterin cofactor biosynthetic process. The transcript is spliced from 2 exons.